Messenger RNA from Scutellospora calospora, 299 nucleotides. The record is from the annotation of a GenBank genome assembly. NCBI's taxonomy places the organism in Eukaryota, Fungi, Glomeromycota, Glomeromycetes, Diversisporales, Gigasporaceae.
UGUAGAAGGUGAAUUAAUAUUAGGGAAUAUAUCUCUUUCUAUUGGUACAAAGCUUGAUCGUUUUGGUUCUGAAUUUGGAAAAUAUCUGUCUCCGAUUCAUUUACCUUAUAGCCAACGUGCGUUACCACCCAGUAAUCUCAAUAUAUUAAAAAGGAAAAAAUAUCCGUAUAAUUAUCAUGUAUAUGAGGUGAUUAAAUCUUUUGUUGUAUUAGGUGGUCCAAUUAGAGGUUGGUUUGAACAACCUGGAAUAGGAAUGCAAUUUAAAACUUAUAAUAGUAUUAUAGGAUUAAUCGAAAAUG